Molecule: messenger RNA, 1209 nt
Organism: Rhinocladiella mackenziei CBS 650.93
Lineage: Eukaryota; Fungi; Ascomycota; Eurotiomycetes; Chaetothyriales; Herpotrichiellaceae
Exons: 2
Coding region: 1-1209 (402 amino acids)
Source: RefSeq, a predicted model, not a curated record
AUGUCGGAGAUAUCAAGCACUACGACGGAAGAACUUGGCCCCAUAUCCGAUGAUCUAUUCAGUGAAGAAUCGGAUUUCUUCGGCAACUCGGAAGCCAAAUCAACCUAUGACAGGCUAGCCGUAUCUUACGAUCCGCAAAAGUACUGGAGGACCCACGAGUGGAAUGCCCAAGUCGUCGCCGUGAAGGGCCUAAAAGCUCAGAAAGCCGCAUCGAGGAAAGCACGGAGGGUCGCAAAGGAGGCAGCGAAGAAACGGGCAGAAAAGAACGCGUUGUCAGUAAAACCCGAGUCCUCGAAUCAACCACGGCAGGCUGCUGGCGAAGUCCGGAAUCCAGGGCUCGAACAUGGAGACUUUCUCGAUCCGGCUCGUGAUAGCAGCGCUCAAAACUACUACGAAGGCAAUCCCAUGGCCAAACAACUCUCAGAAUCCCUCGAUGACUUCCUAACUCGACUGCCCCCCUCCACAACCACCAUCUCGGACGGUGGCCCCUGGAUCCACAUUGACAACCCCCAUCCUCAACCCAUUGUCCGCGGGAGUCCUCCGGGCUUGCAACGACGCCGUCACCCCGACGAUGUCGACAGGCAGACCUUCUUCCAACAUGGCUCGCGGCUCCUGGAACGCUUCCGUGAGCGCAAGGCGGAGAUGGAAGCCCAGAACCCAGGCAAGGCCAAGGGAAGUAUCACACGCAUGCUGUCGAACGACCGCCUAAACUUGGAAAAGGAGAUCAUUGACCUGGCCACGAAGCACAAUGUGACGUCUGGAAAAUGGCUUCUGUUUCUCGCUCCUGAAGAGGUCGAUCGAGUGUGGGAAAUUGUAGCGCGAGCCACCUGGGAAGGUAAGCUUGGGGUCACGGCGAAAGUCGAAACAGCGUCGGACGGCGACAGCGAUGAGAGUGGGGACGGAAGGGGAGACGGCAAAGGAGAAAGAUCAAGCAACAACACUGAGGGGGGGUAUAGAUUGCUCUGCGUGUACACGCACGACUUUACCGCUGAAGAUGACGUGGAUCGGGUAUUACGCGCGAUAAAGGAUCUCGGGCUUCUCGAUCACAACAGCAAAGCCGGACAUGCCUUGAAGACGAUCUACUACAAAAUCGACGCCUACACGUAUCUGGACAUCAAGAGUGGAAAUGGGUAUGGACUCAAGGCAAGUCGGUACAGUUCUCGCAGCAGGUAUGCCGACUGGUACAAGAAAAAUUCAUCUGAUGUCUGA